AAAAAAAAAAAAAAAGUAAAAGCCGAGUUUAUGUUUGUUUAUUGCUGGCCAUUACAACUGAGCUAAUUAGUUUUAUGUUCAUGUUUUAAUAAAUGUAAACAUUAAAACCCACGACAAUGAAUGGGAGUUCCAACCCGUUGUUAGAUAAAGGGGAACAUGUUUUGAAGCUGGGAGAGAGCUUUGAAAAGCGACCCAAAUCGUCUUUUCACACCAUCCGAUAUGAUUUUAAACCAGCAUCUAUUGACACUUCAUGUGAAGGGGAGCUUCAAGUGGGUAAAGGGGAUGAAGUGACAAUCACAUUACCCCACAUUCCGGGUUCUACACCACCUAUGACUGUGUUCAAAGGUAACAAAAGACCAUAUCAAAAAGACUGUGUGCUUAUCAUUAACCACGACACUGGAGACUUUGUGCUGGAGAAACUCAGCAGCAGUAUACAAGUAAAGAAAACCAGAGCUGAAGGCAGCAGUAAAAUUCAGGCCCGGAUAGAACAGCAGUCAGUCCGGGCAACCCAACCUCCAUUACAGUUCAGAGCCCCGACCAAGCCUGGUGCGGGAGUGAAAACAUCUCCCUCCAAGGACAACCCAUCCCCUGAACCUCAAUUAGAUGAUAUUAAGAGAGAGCUGCGUGCUGAGGUGGAGGUCAUUGAACAGAUGAGCAGCAGCAGCGGCAGUAGCAGCUCCUCAGACUCGGGGAGCUCCUCCGGCAGCGAGGACGACAGCUCCAGCAGUGAAGAAGAGGAGGAGGCCCACCCCUCCCCAACACAACACCAGCAGUACAGCAGCAGAAACCCCGUCUCCAACGGCACCAGUCAACCACAGGGCAGCAACCAGAUCAUGAGCACUCUCAGAAAUGACUUACAGCUGAGUGAGUCUGGAAGCGACAGUGAUGACUGAUUCUCACGAUCCCGGCAAUGAACACUUUGGACAGUGGUGUUGAUUUUGUAUGUUUACAAAGAUGUAGAACUUAUGAAACUUGCAUUUUAUUAACUGUUUUAUUGUAUUUUAAGAUUGCAAAAGCUGCCCUUUUUAAGAUGUUUUAUCACAAAGCUUGAAUACUUCACACAUAUGAGCAACAUUUACAUUUUAUCCAUGAUACAAGAUGUUAUACUGAGUACCACAUAUGCAUUAUGUGUCGCAUCAGCCUUUAUUAUAUACUGGAAGGAAAAAUGUACCUGUUAAUAAGCAGGUAACACAUAUUUUUAGGGUCCUGGCACUGACUAAAUCACAGUUAUCAUGACUGUCGUUUUCAUUUUAUUCUUCCUGGGAAUGUUGAAAAUGGGUCUCAUACAGUUGUAAAAACACAUUGAAGAGAAACCUUUAGGGACUAAGACCUUUUUGUACAUAUCAGAAUCUGUAUACAGUAUAGACCUCAUAAAUAAAUAUUUAGGCCUCUCCAGAAGUCCAGUUAGAUACAGCAUCUGUUAAAUAUAUUUCUAUUCUAUUCAAACCUCUUUAUUUUAAAUGAAUGCAGUUCAUCAUAGCAGUGAAGUGCUUCAAUGAGGGCCACUCUGGUAAUGCAACACAAUGUGUAGAGUACCACCUGUACUUUAAUAACUAUCAACAGCAUGGACUUCAUAGGAUGCCUGUUUUCAGAACCGGUAUUAAUAUGAAGUGUGGCAAAAACAGGAAUACCUUCCACUGCAGUUCCCUCUUCCACUAACCCUCUUGUUCCGUAGUUGUGUUUUUGGAGUUAUCACACAGCACACCCCCACUAGGAAGUAGACCAUCCAGUGCCUGGGAUUUAAAUACCACAAGUUAAAGUAUUACCUGUAUGUUGUGAAUGACUGCUGUGAUCUUGAAUUUGCAUAGUUCUUAAUAAUCAAAUGCGUACAUCAUUUAUGAAGUCAAAUGACCCCUUACAUUUUUAUUAUCAUAUCUUUAGCAUUAUCCUCUAUUUUAUAAGCUAUUAGCAGUUUUAUUAUUCAGUUUAAUCUUUUUAGAAUAUUAUGUUACUGUACAUUGUGUUUUAUUAUGCAUUAUGAAUUGUAUCUGCUUUAAAACUCACAAAUUCAUUCUGUAUAUUUGUGAAUUUAAGUCCUUUUCAUAUAUUUAAAUUUCUGUUUACCUUCCA
Molecule: messenger RNA, 2070 nt
Organism: Polyodon spathula (Mississippi paddlefish)
Lineage: Eukaryota; Metazoa; Chordata; Actinopteri; Acipenseriformes; Polyodontidae
Product: ELL-associated factor 1-like
Exons: 6
Coding region: 117-893 (258 amino acids)
Biological process (GO): regulation of transcription elongation by RNA polymerase II; positive regulation of DNA-templated transcription
Cellular component (GO): super elongation complex
Molecular function (GO): transcription elongation factor activity
Source: RefSeq, a predicted model, not a curated record